Molecule: messenger RNA, 662 nt
Organism: Heteronotia binoei (common prickly gecko)
Lineage: Eukaryota; Metazoa; Chordata; Lepidosauria; Squamata; Gekkonidae
Product: small serum protein 5-like
Exons: 4
Coding region: 263-604 (113 amino acids)
Source: RefSeq, a predicted model, not a curated record
GAAGACUGCCAGCUAUUGCCCUUAUCAUUGUACAAAACAAAUACCAGCUUAGUCAGAAGCAAAUAUUUAGUUCUUGUCAACUUUCUUUUUACAUAUCAAUUCACCCAGAACAGCAGGGAAAGAGUGAUGUUUCCCUCAGCUUAGCCUCUCCCUCUUUUGGUCUGUAUAAAUUUGGGUAGCAGAUUUCCUCAGACAUUGGUAAGAAACAUUCUAUUGCCAACUGAGCUGAUUCUCACAAAGGUUUCUACAUUGCACAGCAAAGAUGAAAGUCCUUCUAAUCUUGACUGUCUCAUGUAUCACCCUGACUUUGUGCCAUGGAGCUUGUUUUUUGAGAACACCCGAACUAGUCAUGCAAGAUGGUAAAUUUGUGGAUCCAAAUGGCUGUAUUGAUCCUUAUGAUAAGAGUAAGCAUAACUUGGAGUCUGAGUGGAACACAGCAAACUGUCAGAGAUGCGAGUGCAAUAGUAAAGGAGAGCUACAAUGCUGUUCCAGAUAUGGUGGCAUUGCAGUUGCUGAAGGAUGCAAAGCAGUUGCUGACCCAGACACAUGCACCUACAAAUUCUAUAAGGCUGAUGACCCUUCAACCCCAUGUCCAGGGAUGUAAAGCCCCACUUUGUUCCUUUCCUAUAUGAAAACCUGAAUAAAUCACUUCCUUCCACCUC